Messenger RNA from Sesamum indicum (sesame), 1027 nucleotides. RefSeq lists its product as uncharacterized. Gene Ontology annotation, molecular function: metal ion binding. The record is from RefSeq and is a predicted model, not a curated record. Gene Ontology annotation, cellular component: cytosol. Lineage: Eukaryota; Viridiplantae; Streptophyta; Magnoliopsida; Lamiales; Pedaliaceae. Gene Ontology annotation, biological process: protein histidyl modification to diphthamide.
AGACUGGAGUUCAGAGGCUGAAAAACAAAAGAAAAGAAGAGAAAAUCCUGAGCAGCACCAGCAAAAUCACAGCUAAGCUAUCUUUUGAACCAUUCUGCAGUCCGACUAUGGCGAUUCCGAGGCAAUCAAUAGCUAUGCUCGUAGCCCUCUUCAGCCUAGUUUCAAUCGGAGAUUCGAGUAGCGACACCAACCAUGUGUUCUCGCCGUGCUCCGACGCUUCUAUACAGAGGUCCGAUGGGUUCACCUUUGGGAUCGCGUUCGCUGCGAGAACUGCUUUCUUCUUCAACAGCUCUGUUCAGCUGUCUCCGUGCGACCGCCGCCUCUCCUUGUCUUCCGCCAACUCUCAGGUUGCGGUCUUCCGCCCUAAAGUCGACGAGAUCUCCCUCCUCACCAUCAACACUUCCAACUUCUUUCCGGAUUCUGUAGGGGGUUAUAUGGUAGCAUUUGCUGGUCGAAAAUAUGCUUCUCGCUCAAUUCCUGCUUUUGUUGCCAACAGUACAUACACUGUCACCAGUUUUACUCUGGUUCUUGAAUUUAAAAAGGGGAGGCUUCAAAACUUGUACUGGAAAAGAGACGGCUGCGCUUCAUGCUCGGGCAAAACAAACUUUGUCUGCCUUAACAAUCAAGACUGUGCCAUCAGAACUAACAACUGCAGAAACCGAGGGGGAACGGUGGAUUGUAGCCUUGGGAUACAACUAGCAUUUUCUGGGACAGAUAAGCAUGAGGCAGUUUUCAACUCAUGGUACGAGGUUAAGAACCUUCGUCAGUAUUCCCUCUACAACCUCUAUUCGAAUCUCCGGAGGUCUCUCACCAGUCAAUACAACAGCUUCUUCUGAUUAAGCUUCACGCAUCUGUAGAUUUUGUUGCUGUGUUCCGUGUUUAAGCUUGUCAAUCAAACUCCACCAUUUCUUUCUUUUUUCUUCUUUUAAUUCAAUUUCUCCCAAAUCUUGUCUGUAAAUUUAAAUUUGUUCACCAACUGGAGAGUGUGCCAUUUUUCAUCGGAAGUGAUUUUUAACCUUUUCAGUAA